AUGGCAUCUCUGCCCAGCAACGUCCGCGUCUCCCGCCACCCGUGCCUGAAAGCCAAACUCUCGCAGCUGCGCUCCAACAAGACCUGCUCGCGGGAAACAAACGCGCUUGUCAAGGACAUUGCGACGAUACUGGGCUGCGAAGCGCUCUCAACUAGUCUCACAACCGCCCAGGCCGGCACCGAAACAAGCCCUCUAGGCUUCGAAUACACCGUCGAGACCAUCCAGCCCAGCAACAUCGUCCUGGUCCCCAUUCUCCGCUCCGGUCUAGGAAUGCUGCAAGCGGUCCAAGACCUCCUCCCGCAGCCCGUCGCCGUGCACCACCUCGGUCUCUUCCGCGAAGACAUCACACUGCAGCCGGUCGAAUACUACAACAACCUCCCCGGCAACACCACCACCACCCCUGCUGUUGCCGCCGACCUCGCCAUCCUUCUCGACCCCGUCGUGGCCACGGGCGGCACGGCCGUUGCGGCCAUCCAGACCCUGAGAGAGUGGGGUGUGGGCCGGGUGGUUCUGCUGGGCGUGCUGGGGAGCAAGGCGGGGUUGCUGAAAGCGGCGAACGAGUGGCCCGAGGGGGUGGAUGUGUUGGUGGGUGGCGUGGAUGAUGAGGUGGAUGAUAAAGGGAUGAUUGUCCCCGGUUUGGGGGAUAUAGGCGAUCGGUUGUUUUUGGCGCGGGGGAAAUGA
This is a messenger RNA of Ophidiomyces ophidiicola, 681 nucleotides long. RefSeq lists its product as uncharacterized. The coding region runs from base 1 to 681 and encodes 226 amino acids. The transcript has 3 exons. The record is from RefSeq and is a predicted model, not a curated record. NCBI's taxonomy places the organism in Eukaryota, Fungi, Ascomycota, Eurotiomycetes, Onygenales, Onygenaceae.